AUGCCUAGAAUCACCGCUUCCGUUUCCAAGGUCACUCGCACUCUUGCCGAGUCGCAUCGCCAUGCCGGUGUCGCUCUCAUGCCCAAAUAUGCCGAGCUCCUUGGAUCUUCGUCUGAGCAGUCCCAGCACUCUGAGGCUCGUGGUCUCAAGACUACCCACCGUCCCACUCCUCAGCCAUCCAUCGCUGGUCGCACACGGCCUCUGAUGCAGUCCUUCAGCUCUUCUGCAUCUUCUCGUGCGCCUGUCAACCACGUUGACACCAUGGUGUUGCCCAAGAUUUACAGCACUCCCAGCUUCAACGAGCCUCUUCCUCGUAUGCCACUUCUUCCCGAUAACUACGGCUCUUACCACAACUCUAUGUCUGAUGCCACCGACUUGACAAGUAACCGACCUGUCAUCUUCGCUAUCAACCCUGACAUUGUCGUUCCCGGUGCUCCCAUGGCCAACAUGGAUGCUACCAACAUGGACAGCAUCGACGUCAAAUUCGUCCACGACCAGCCCCAGAUCUCCACUGCUGCCGCCGCCGAGGAGUACAACCCUGAGCAAAGCACAUUUAUGCGCGACAUGUAUCGCAGUAUGAAGGAUGACCUUCUUAGCGUUGCUCCUCAGCUCAGGAAAAACUAA
Molecule: messenger RNA, 624 nt
Organism: Fusarium venenatum
Lineage: Eukaryota; Fungi; Ascomycota; Sordariomycetes; Hypocreales; Nectriaceae
Source: RefSeq, a predicted model, not a curated record